ACUCGUGAGGUUCACAAAUAAGCUAAAAAGCCAUAUCUAGAUAUAAUUGCAAAUCGUUUGUUAAACUAGUAAUAGGGAACAAAAACGUGUUAAAUUUGAAGGAUAAGCAAUUAAAACGUUCAUUAAAUAAAAGCAAUGGAGAUUGAUCGAGAAAACUUUUCGGAUGAUGACUCACCUAUGUCAAACUCUACCCCUCACUCGGAAGAUGAUAAGCACAGUGAAGAGUUUCCACAAUCAGAACCAGAAAGAUACCUUGAAGAGUCGCCUCCUCAUGUCACAGAAGAAGCUUACGCUUUACAGCAACACGAGGUUUACCAGAGGCAUGUCCAAAGGCUGAGAAACGAAUUUACAACAUUUCCAUUUAAUCAUCCAAUUAAUUAUGCCGGCAUUGAUUUGUCUGAGCAAUCGCAACGACGCUUACAAGCAGCACAAGAGGCUCAACAAAGUGACUUUUCAUACUCGUUUCCCACACCACCACCAUCAAAAGGCGAAGAUGACGUAAAAAUUUCAUCAACAUCAGCAUCGAAAAAGAGCAGCCACAGCCACAGCAAUAACAAUUUCAACUACGAGGAUCAAUUUAAACAAGUUAGACAACUCUACGAAAUUAAUGACGAUCCAAAGCGCAAAGAAUUCUUAGAUGAAUUAUUCAUGUUCAUGAAAGAGCGAGGCACACCGAUAAAUCGUCUUCCCAUCAUGGCAAAGGCUGUUCUGGAUCUCUAUGAACUUUAUAAGCUGGUGAUUGGCCGUGGUGGUCUCGUAAAUGUUAUCAACAAGAAAUUAUGGCAAGAAAUUAUCAAAGAUUUGAGUUUACCAUCGAGCAUAACAAGUGCAGCUUUCACGCUACGCACACAAUACACAAAAUAUUUAUACCCAUAUGAGUGCGAGAAAUACAAUCUGUCGACCGAUUUAGAAUUACAAGCUGCAAUUGAGAAUAAUAAGCGUGACGGUAGCCGACGCUCAACGAGUUCAAGCUACCAUCAGUACACGCCACCACCGCCGCCGCCGCCACCUCAGCCAUCUCCGCAUCAACAAUUGCAGAUGGCAAUGGCAUCACAACUUGCAGCUAGUACACUAGCAAGCGUUAGCAAUCUUGGUCUCAAUUUCGCCCCUAAUGGAGGCUCGAACAAUCAACAACCGAUUGAACCACCAAACAAUCAGGAACAACAAAUGAAUUCACUUCAAGAAGCACAGCAACGAUUUUUCAUGAUGAUGUUAGUAUACAAUCAAAUGUUGCAGAAUCAGCAACAACAACAGACAUAAAUGCGAGAUGCAUGCAAUCUCAAUCUUGUGUUCGAUCUUUGUUGUUGACGCAAGAUUCAUCCAAUAGCCAAAAACAAAACAUGACAAAAAGUGCAACAAAAAGAAGUCGUCGAGCUUUUUUUUAAUUUCUUAGUAUAAUUUCUGUUAAAUGAUUAAAACGUUUUUAAUUAAGUUUUUUUAAUUUUAUCCCUCAUUUAUUUUUCUAUCACAAUCUUAAAUUUAUCUUAAAUUUCCAUUUAAAUUUAUUUUCUUUCAAAAAUAAUUAAAAUUAUUUCAUCCUUUAGAGUCCCCAAAGAAAACUUAACUAAGGAAGUUUUUUUCAUUGUGAUACAUUUAGACACAGAUUAAUUUAAAAUUUUAUUAUUAUUUUUUUUUCAAUAUUAUGAAAAAAAACAUAAAAAGCAAAAAAAAGUCAGAAAAUAUCAAAAAAAUACAAAAAAAGGAGGACAAAGAAAUCAAUAAAUAAAGAAACUGGUAAAAUAGCAAGUCUAA
Messenger RNA from Clunio marinus, 1752 nucleotides. NCBI's taxonomy places the organism in Eukaryota, Metazoa, Arthropoda, Insecta, Diptera, Chironomidae. The record is from the annotation of a GenBank genome assembly.